AUGGCGGUGCGUCGGCAGCUGCUGCAGUUCUUUCAGGAAUCCCGAACCGGGGGUGCAAUCAUGGUGGAGCGAUCGAGGCCCGAGACGAGGAACUGGCGCCAAGAACAGGAGAGGACAAAGGUGCUAGAGGACUCCAGCAGCAGCGUCCUAAAAGAUCGGCGUCUCCGGCUAGAAGAAUGUAUGCUGUACCAGUGUCAGCAAUGCCAUACGGUCCUGGGGGACUCACUUGAUCUCUGCGCCCAGGAGGAGAAGCUUGGCAUUAUCGCUUGUUUCAAGGUUACAAAUGAUGUUAAUGUGGAAGAUUCAGUGAUGGUCUGCAUUGAAGGCGACUUCAUGGGAUGCACCUAUAACAUGUUGAACUGUCGAUCAUGCAAUCUGAACAUAGGUAUCAAGCUGUUGUGUUCAGCAUCUUUGGCGUAUCUGCGAGGCUUCUUCUGUCUUUUCAAGGACAGUGUUGUAUGUUACAUGUUAAAAACUAAAACCACAGUCAAAGCAUCAAAGAUGACCUUUCCUACAGUGAGCCUAAAGGAACGUGUCCAAAAGUUAAAAGAAAACCUAGUGCUAAUGAACAUGCAUAUAGAAGUGCAGCAUAAGAAACUGGAAGAACGAAGCCAGCAGACAAUUGUAGCCAAGAAGCAUUGCUACAAACCAAGGCCCUAUCCCUUAGCACCUGGGCAUCGAAAAAAGUUGAACAACUGACAGUUUGAAACUAUCACGUAGUCACUACUCUGAUUUAUUUUGGAAAUACUAGCUGAAGUCUCAGAAUGACAAAAUAUUUCUUUUAUAUAAGAUGCAAACCCAUGUAUUCACCAUGUGAAUGUGAGCCGCUAUGAUAGAAAGUUUUUUCUCCCCACAGAAGUGCUUAAGUGUUAAAAUGUUGUCUCCAACCAUCUAUGUAUAAGAUUUUUUGGAGUGGAGCGCAUCUGUUUUCCCAACCCCAUGAUAUACAACUGCUGGCUGCUGGGCAAAGGGAGAACUUGUACCCUUGUCUUGGUCCGCUGCUGGGAUUCUCAUUGCUGUAGCAGGACAACAUACUUGCACUGUCCUUGAUCGUUGGAAGCGGAGACAGGGCUGCCUGUCUUUCUCGGUGUACCUAAAGAUGCUGUACAUGUGCAGAAAGUUGCAUUUUGUUUCUAGGUGUCCUGUUCUACUUUGCUUAAGGGAAUGAUUAAAAUCAAUGGAAUUAUUUAAAGGUAAAUUUCUUAGCAAAGGACUUGCUAGACUCCCAUGGGUAAAGCUAAGCAGU
Gekko japonicus is the source of this 1246-nucleotide messenger RNA. RefSeq names its product Opa interacting protein 5 (gene OIP5). Lineage: Eukaryota; Metazoa; Chordata; Lepidosauria; Squamata; Gekkonidae. Gene Ontology annotation, biological process: chromosome segregation; CENP-A containing chromatin assembly. The record is from RefSeq and is a predicted model, not a curated record. The coding region runs from base 1 to 699 and encodes 232 amino acids. Gene Ontology annotation, cellular component: chromatin; chromosome, centromeric region; nucleus. The transcript has 5 exons.